This is a messenger RNA of Spodoptera littoralis (African cotton leafworm), 879 nucleotides long. The record is from the annotation of a GenBank genome assembly. Lineage: Eukaryota; Metazoa; Arthropoda; Insecta; Lepidoptera; Noctuidae.
AUGGCGGGACUAAUAAAUAGUGUCGUUGAAAAAUAUAACUAUGUUAUGUACGACUUCGCUGAUCCUAGAACGGCGGACUGGUGGGGUGUUUCAAAUCCCCUAGUGAUCUUGUCCAUUUCAGCAGCUUACCUCUACUUCUGUCUGUCUCUGGGUCCUCGGUUGAUGAAGAACAGGCCAGGGUUCGAACUGAGGAUUCCGAUUAUGCUCUAUAACAUCUUCCAAGUGCUAUUCAGUUUAUUCCUGAGUUAUGAGGGUGCUGCCUACAUACUUAAUAAGGAAUAUAAUCUAGCUUGUGAACCAGUCGACUACUCCUACAAUCCCAGAGCCUUAAGGGUGGCAGCAGCAACGUGGUUCUAUUUCUUUGCGAAGAUCACAGAGCUUCUCGAUACAGUCUUCUUCGUUUUAAGGAAGAAAUAUAAUCAAGUAUCAUUCCUCCACGUAUACCACCAUACAUUGAUGUCUCUUGUCAUAUGGGUCGGAGUGAAGUAUGUCCCAGGAGGUCACAUUGUUCUAAUGGGUUGGUUGAACUCCAUGGUCCACGUCAUCAUGUACACUUACUACCUGAUCUCAAGUCUUGGACCCCAGUACCAGAAGUACGUGUGGUGGAAGAAACAUGUCACUACUAUUCAGCUGGUCCAAUUCUGCAUAAUCUUUACACACAACAUCGCAGUUUUCUUCUACGACUGCAAUUAUCCGAGAAUACUGAACGGCAUAUGUGCACUGAACUCUAUGAUUUUCAUAUAUUUGUUCGGAAAAUUCUACAUAAGAAGUUAUCAGAAGGAAAAUGCGAAAAAUAAAUCAAAAUUGGAAAACAAGAAGAGUGCACCUAUAUCAAGCGAAUUUGGAAAUAAACGAAAAUUAGUGGAAAAAUCUCGAUAA